Messenger RNA from Salvia hispanica, 2578 nucleotides. Its product is annotated as putative ADP-ribosylation factor GTPase-activating protein AGD14. Lineage: Eukaryota; Viridiplantae; Streptophyta; Magnoliopsida; Lamiales; Lamiaceae. Gene Ontology annotation, molecular function: GTPase activator activity. The record is from RefSeq and is a predicted model, not a curated record.
AUCAUAACUGAAGCCUCUCUCAAACCAGAGACUGAGAGAGGGAGCUGAUUCAAUUCAGAGUAACGCUCUCUCAAUUUUGAAGAUAGGGAGAACAAAACAAAUCUAAAAACCCUAAAUUUUUCAAUCAAUCAUAUUCAUCUCAAUAUUUUCAUUGAUUACUUGAUUUAUAGCUUACGCCUUGCGAUUUGAAGAUUUUCGCGAAAUGGGAAGCAAAAGGGAAGAGGUGAGAAACGAGAAAAUUAUCAGGGGUUUGAUGAAGCUCCCUCCCAAUCGCCGAUGCAUCAACUGCAACAGCUUGGGUCCCCAAUAUGUGUGCACGAACUUUUGGACAUUUAUUUGUAUGCCGUGCAGUGGAGUGCACCGUGAGUUCACUCAUCGUGUUAAGUCUGUUUCCAUGGCUAAGUUUACUUCUCAAGAAGUGGAUGAACUUCAGAAAGGUGGUAAUCAGCGUGCACGGGAGUUAUUUUUGAAGGCCUGGGACCCACAAAGCCAGAGGCUUCCAGAUAAUAGCAAUCCUGAUAGAGUUCGUGAGUUUAUAAAGCAUGUUUAUGUGGACAAGAGAUAUGCUAUUGAAAAGAUGCCUGAAAAGCCUCCGAGAGAUCCUCAGACCAUAAGAAGCCAUGAAGAUGAGACGAGGCGAGCAAGCUCUUAUCAUUCUUUCUCUCAAAGUCCACCUUAUGAUUUUCAAUAUGAAGAAAGGCGUUAUGGGAAGCCCAUACCUUCACUUGGCAGAAAACCCGGUUCAGACCGCGGUCUUUACGAUGGGAAGUUGUCUAGUUUCUCGAGUCCUGGUCAAUCUAGUGAUCAAGCAUAUGAUGAGAGGUUUGCAAAUGAGGGAUCUUGGCCUAGAGUUUCAGAUUAUUCUGUCUCUAGUGGAGGCGAUCCAUUCAGAUCUGAUGUGCUCUCACCUAACUUCCAGAGAGAAACCUGGAGCCCCUUCAGUGAAAGCGAGACUUCGAGUAAUUUCACAAAUGAGGUGCACGGGCAUCACACGUUUUUACAUAGUUCAAAAGCACAUGAUGGAAGUAGGAGAGUCGGGCAUCCACAGUAUUCUUAUGUGCAGAGAACUUCAUCUUUGGGAAGUAUCGGAUCAUUUGAUUCCAUGUCCUUCAAAUCUGUAAGCUCAGUGGCUGCUGCUGAAGCCCAACAGUCUGUUGGGACAUCCCAAGAAAAAGCUUCACCACUUCCCUCUCUUCCUCAAUCUUCAGCAUCCAGUAGCUUCAAUGGUUUGGACCUCUUCAAUGAACCCUUUUCUCCACAAAACACCACUUCUCCUAAAACUGUUUGCAAUUCGCAAUCACCAGAGACAUUGUUACCCCAACCCCUUGAUUUGUUUCAGCAAUCUCCUAUAUCUUCAGCUCCAACUCUCACAGAGCAGCAACCAUCAGAAACUCUACUACCUGCAACAUUAGAAUUCGCGGGGCUGCCUCAGCCACAACCAAUUGCUGGCUUCGAUGGCAUGACUUCUGAUGUGGUGAUGGCACAGAAAGAAGCAUGGGCAACUUUUGAUGUAUCUCAGAACUCAUUGAUUAUGGGCAGUAAAAAUUCUACCCCUGCUGCUGUGCCAUCGUCUGAUGGAAAUAAUCUGCUAGUUUUUAACCCUUUCUCACUUGAUCAUUGUGCAUCUAAUCAAAAGGACCCACCAAGUCUUGAACAUAGUGCGUUGACACAUGCACUCUGGCAGGACAACCUACAAAAUGCCGAAACCACCACAAAUAACACUCAGGAAUGGAAUGCAUUCGAUUAUUCCACUGGAAAACAACCAGUUGAAUACAAACUAGAAGAUAGAGGUCAAGCUCCAGUUCUAUAUGAUUCAAAUGAUAAUAGAUCUCUUGGCAGUGGUGUGUAUGAGGUUCUGCCUAGCGAUGGGAAUUUUAGAACUUCAUAUGGGAUCCAACCUCCUUCAACUAGUGUAUCUUUGCAUUCGAGUAUGGCAUUGCAGAGUUUCUCCUUUGUUCCGGAGGCUGGAGUACAUCCAGUUGCAACUGCCCAUAAGCCUACAAAUCCAUUUGAUUUUCCCUGUGAUGCAGACUUGGCACCAACUAAUAUGACUCAAUUCUGGGACAUGAGCUCGUUGCAAGCAGCUCUUCCGAGUAAUCAGGGACUGGCUACUUAUGUUAAUGAUGUGAAUGAAUCGUGGUUUACCCAAAAUACAGUUCCAUAUACCCCUGGUGCUGUUGCAUUUGACCCUCCAAAUGGCUCUUUGGGGUAUAUAGUCGGGCAAGUGCCAACCACCCACAUACCGAGCAGUCCUGCUCAAGGCCCUGUUUCAUCCACCGGGGGCAAUCCUUUUGCAUAGCGUUCUACUUUUCUGAUAUUGCUAGUAUCAUCAUAUCAAGAUGUUUUUGGCCGGUGUAUUUAGUCUAGUUCCUUCGUUUUCAUAGAUAGACCCCAGUUUUUCAUGUUUCCAGUUUUUUCAUGAUUGUAUUCUUUGAGGAAUAAGAUGAGAGAAAGCGUUUCGUUGGUUGUGAUAUAUAUGAAUCAAGUGCGUACUUCUAUGUUUGUAACUUUGUAAGUAUAGUUGAAGCUGAAAUUGUAUCGAAACUUGUUCUUGUAUGGAGAUUUUACCUUUCAUUGA